CGAGUCAAAGAGAGAGAGAGAGAGAGAGGGGUGGGGGCACAGACAGAGAGAUUUAUUUCCACAGCUGACAUUUAAGCUCCCGUCCCACACUCGUUUUUGGAGGUGAGAGGGAGUAAGAGAGGAAAGAAGUGAAAGACUCAGAGAAAGUGGACAAAUAAAACCGACAAUAUGGACACCUUGGCUCUAGAGGCCACGCAGCCCAAAAAGGCUCAGAAUGGAGCCGUGUCACUCCUGCCCGGACCCCCCACCCCUGCCAAACGCAAACCUGCUAAAAAGACUAAGAAAGCUGUGGUCUUUUUCGAGGUGGAGAUUCUGGACGCCAAGACGAAGGACAAGCUCUGCUUCCUGGACAAGGUUGAGCCCAAUGCCACCAUCGGGGAAAUCAAGUCCAUGUUCCACAAGAGUCACCCUCAGUGGUAUCCGGCCCGGCAAUCCAUUCGUUUGGAUCCCAAGGGGAAAUCACUGAAGGACGAGGACGUGCUGCAGCAUCUGCCUGUGGGAACCACAGCCACCUUCUACUUCAGAGACCUGGGGGCCCAGAUCAGCUGGGUCACGGUGUUUCUGACCGAGUACGCCGGCCCGCUGCUCAUCUAUCUCAUGUUUUACUUCCGAGUGCCGUUUAUUUAUGCACCUAAAUACGACUUCACCACCAGCAAACACUGGGUCGUACAUUUGGCGUGCAUGUGUCACUCCUUCCACUACGUGAAGAGACUCCUGGAAACACUGUUUGUCCAUCGCUUCUCACACGGGACUAUGCCUCUCCGCAACAUCUUCAAGAACUGCACGUAUUACUGGGGAUUUGCAGCUUGGAUGGCGUAUUACAUCAACCACCCACUCUACACACCACCCACCUACGGAGAGCAGCAGAUCCGACUGGCCCUGACCGUCUUCCUGUUCUGUCAGAUCGGAAACUUCUCCAUCCACAUUGCUCUGAGAAAUCUCCGACCGCCCGGAUCUAAGACCAGGAAGAUCCCAUACCCGACGAAAAACCCCUUUACUUGGAUCUUCCUGCUGGUCUCCUGCCCCAACUACACGUAUGAGCUGGGCUCGUGGCUGGGCUUCACUCUGAUGACCCAGUGUUUGCCCGUGGCCUUCUUCACGCUGGUGGGCUUCAUUCAGAUGACCGUGUGGGCGAAAGGAAAGCAUCGCAGCUAUCUGAAGGAGUUUCGUGACUACCCCACGCUCCGCUCGCCCAUCCUGCCCUUCAUCCUGUAGGACAGAGUCACGCAGUGUUCCCCUCGUCUUUUAACCUUUUCCUCUUCCCUCGUCCUCCCCUUCUCAUCUCUUUUAUACUGUGUCAUGUCCCGCCUGCAUUGGUUUCACAAGCGUGUUUCCUGCGUUUGAUCAUCUCCUGGAGGAUCUCCUGACUCUGAAGAUUAAAGUCAGCUCCGAUCCAGAACCUGCUGAAGCUUGGCUCUCGUGGCUCCACAUCGCCCUCUGUGGGCUGGAUGAUGUCAUCAUCUGGGGACACCUCGAGAGCACGUCCGGAUCACAAUCCAGUCACCCAAAAGAUAUAAGAACAUAGCAACAAUGAAAACCGAGCACAUUUUAGGACCAUGAUCAUGAUCAAACACCCUUUCAUGUCUCUGGACAAUGCAAUUUCCCCCCGUAACAUUAAUGAAGGGAGAUUGAAAUGUCAAUACCAAUCCUUUAACAAUCUUUAAUAGUCAUCUACUUACAGCAAAAUCAUUUCCCCCAGACAUGGACGUUUCUUCAUUAGAUCCUUGUCAUGUUACAUCUCAAAGAGGUAGUUCACCUAAAAUUUAAAGUCAAUUCUUCAUCAUUUAUUCACCCUCAAGUUGUUACAAACAAAAGAAGAUAUUUUGAAGAAUUCAGUUGUCGGUAGCCAUUGACUUCCAUAGAAUGUUUUCCCAUAAAAGUCGAUGGCUACCAGCAAGUAUGUCAGUUUGAUUACCUUAAUUCUCCUCAAUAUCUUUUGUGUUCAACAGAAGAAACUCAAGGAUUUUGAGUAAUUUUUGGAUGACCUACCCCUUUAAAAAGCUCUGAAGGGAACUGGUUUAACAUGUAUUUACAGUAUUUCCUCCUCUGUAUCUGGUUUGUGCUCCGCUGCUGGGAAUCCUCCUGUAUUUCGAGUGCACUACAUGUACUGAGAUCGCUGAUAUGCUCUGAUAAAGUGACGGCUGUGACUUUAGUGAAGAUGUCUAGUUCUGCUUGUCACUCAAUAACUAAAACACUAACAACAGGACCUGAAGUAACCGCUGGAAGACCAGCGCCGCAGAGACACAUCUGGAGCUGAAGGUAACCUGGCACAGACUGCAGAACUGUUUUGUUGACCUAACAGUUUAUAUAAAAUAAAAAACACUGUCAUUGGCUUGUGCUCUGUCCGUUUACAGUCAUAAUGCAUGUUGUGGAGUUCAAGAAAAGUGCUUAGCUUUUGAUUGCAUUCUGCUAAAUUGGCUGUGCAUCAUAACACUGUUCAGUUCUUGGAUAAAAGUCUUUGCUCUUA
Molecule: messenger RNA, 2467 nt
Organism: Carassius auratus (goldfish)
Lineage: Eukaryota; Metazoa; Chordata; Actinopteri; Cypriniformes; Cyprinidae
Product: very-long-chain enoyl-CoA reductase
Exons: 11
Coding region: 169-1215 (348 amino acids)
Biological process (GO): very long-chain fatty acid biosynthetic process
Molecular function (GO): oxidoreductase activity, acting on the CH-CH group of donors
Source: RefSeq, a predicted model, not a curated record